This is a messenger RNA of Centropristis striata (black sea bass), 1320 nucleotides long. RefSeq lists its product as uncharacterized. The transcript has 9 exons. Lineage: Eukaryota; Metazoa; Chordata; Actinopteri; Perciformes; Serranidae. Bases 1 to 1320 code for a protein of 439 amino acids. Gene Ontology annotation, molecular function: ubiquitin-protein transferase activity. The record is from RefSeq and is a predicted model, not a curated record.
AUGGCCUCGACCGGGAGGCCGCUGGCAGACCUGCUGCGGGAUGUGGCUGACCAGCUUGAAAAUUGUAGCCAUACUGAUGCAAACGAAUUCAAAGAAUUUCUGUGUAAAGCCUAUCCAAAACUCAGACUAGGGGGUGGAUUUGAGUUGCUCAAAAUCUCUGGAACAACACGCAGUCGUAACCUGAGCCUCAUCCCCUGUCCCAAUGAGGGUUAUCAUAGCAGUGGUGAGGUAGAGGUUGAGGUUGCCACAGAGAGUGCCAACUCCUCCCGAAGUGAAGGUAGAUUUGUCAGCAUGUUGACGAGACCACAGGGGAGGGAGACAACAAGGGCCAACAACUCAAACUACUCGGUGCCACCUCAGGGAUGUGUGCCUGCUCCUGAGAUAGCUGAUCUAGAUCCCGUUGAAGAAAGAGGCUUACCUGGAGAUCCAGCAAUUGGUGAUGGUGUGACUCGCCAUUUCCUUGCAACCGUCAUGUCAAAAGUUCAGUAUGGUUUUGAGAUCAAUUUUGUGCCAGGGGGAACUCUUCUUUUCGAGGGGGAACAAGAUCAUCGUAUUCCCUCCACUUCCCAUAUCCUUUUGGAGAGUGACUUCUUUGUUGUUGCUGGUCGAAUGAUCGGUCAUUCAUUUCUACAUGAUGGGCCAUGCCUUGGUGGACUGAGCCCAGCUAUCCUGCAUGUGCUCUUUGGUGGAUCCCCAGAAGAAGCCACAAUCGAUAUUUUGGACUGUGCUGACCUUGAUAUCCGUGAGAAAAUCAAGUUGCUUGAGGGUACAGCAGAAUUAUCAUCCGAAGAAAAGCACAUGAUCAAUGAGUUGGCACUGUCCUGGGAUUUGCCUCUAUUCACAUCUAAGAACAGGAGAUGGCUGCUUGACAAACUGCUCUUCCAUGCUGUACUUGGAAGAACCUCCAGACAAGUCAAACAGUUACGAAGGGGUUUAAAAGAGACACUGAUCUGGCCUUUGCUAACUGAGAGGAAAGACACAAUUCCCCUUCUCUUUCCAAGCGCAUCUGAUUUACAGUGCACACCAAGGAUGGUCUUGGAAAAGAUAAAAUGGCCAACACAGGAUGAGGAUGAAGACAGUGAUGUCUCUUUGGAGGAUACAUCGUCUCCAAGCAUCCUUGGGAAACUCCUGGAGUUCUGGAUAGGGUGGAAUGUGCUGCCCAGACACUUGGAUGUUAACGUGGUGGAGAGCAACUUCCCCAGGUCUUCCACCUGCUUCCACCUGCUUAAACUUCCAGGACAUUACAAUGAGUACUCUAACUUUGAAAGAGACAUUCUUGCUGCUAUUUGCAGCACUGACACUGGGUUUGGAAUGGUCUAA